Molecule: messenger RNA, 2332 nt
Organism: Agrilus planipennis (emerald ash borer)
Lineage: Eukaryota; Metazoa; Arthropoda; Insecta; Coleoptera; Buprestidae
Product: serine/threonine-protein kinase HSL1-like
Exons: 2
Coding region: 205-2331 (708 amino acids)
Source: RefSeq, a predicted model, not a curated record
GCGCGGCUGUUCAGCGGAAUCACUCGGUCGAGUCAUUUAGUUGCACUUGAAGUUGCUCCUGCUCAACAAGUGGUCCGUCCAUCCGAGAGUUAAAUAAAAACCGCGCUUUUUUUUAUUAAACUUUCCUCAAACGAACGCGUCGACAUUAAAUGUUCUUUUGAUUGGAACCGUCGCAGUUAUCAUCUUCAUCUCUAAUUAUUUAAAAUGUGGGAGAUCCAAAACCCGAUGAAAACCCAAAGCUUACCCAGAAGGUAUUCGGAAAAAUUUGGAUCAGUGUCAGUGAAAACAAACUACAGAUCUUAUCGGGACUACCUGCAGAGCUUUAACGAAAGUAGAACCGGCUCCAGGGACGAUCAAGAAAGUCUUUCUUCGGCCGACAGUGGAAUUUCAUCGUAUACACUUUCUGAAAGCAAAAGUGCCAAUAGCUCAUCGUGCAGCGUCAGCUCUGACCUUAGCACCAAUUCCCAGAUCAGAAAAAACGAAAUCAGCUUCGUUGGUGUCAAACCUUACAAAGAGUUUUUGGAGAACUACAGCACCAAAAAGUUCAGCCCCGUGAAACCAACCCUGCCUGAGAAGAAAAAUAUUAAAAGUGAAAUUUACAUAGAGGUUGUUGGAGUAGAAAAUGGAAAGAAUGGAAGGAACAGUGCAGAAAGACUUGACGUUACCAAUUCCAAUGGAUCAGUAAGUCCAAAAGAAAAUGGUAUUAAAACAAAUGUAUUAAAGUUAGAUAAAACCACCACCCAUAAAUUACCACCAAAUGGUAUCAUUGCUCAGAAAACAAACACAGAAGAAAUAUUCAAGCGGUCAAAUGGAUAUAGCAGCGGAAGAACUGUAGAAACCAUAAAGAAAUUUAAUGAUUUAAGCAAGAAAGAUCAGCCUUUAAACGGUACGCUAGGAAAGACAAAAAGUAGAGCCAAACCCGAUGUCGUCCCCGAAAGGAGCUCUUUUAUUAACGGAAGAACAAGUCCUUUCACGGUUCAACAAGAAGACAACAAACUUGAACAACUAAGUCCAAAAUCACGCAACAGCUCUCUUAAUGGCGGAAAGGUUGUAUUAACCAAAUCCCAAACGUUACCAAAUGAUUAUAAAUCGUUUGGUUCAUCUAAAAAUUUGAACGACCAAGCAAAACCCAAUACCAAAAUCGGAGACCAAACAGACUGCGCAGUCAUCGAAAAAUUCGAAACAAAUCAGAGAAAAAGCUCGUUGCAAAAUGGAUCUACAAAAUUCAGUGCAAAUGUUUGGCAAAUUUCCGAAGAAUUGAACAAAAUAAACGCAAGACUUCUAAAUGGAAACAUAAGCAAAAUAGACGGACACCAAAACGGGGAAAAGGAAAAAGGAACAUCGUCCAGUGAAUCUUUGAGUUCUUAUUCCUCAAAUGAAUUUUUAAAUCACGAUGAAACCUUAGAGAAACAAGUCGAAUCAACGUUCGAAAUCCCAGUUAUACAAGUGGAAUCUCCACAAGAAUUUUCAAUUCCACCACCUCCACCUCCACCACCGCCAAUGUUAGUAAUGGAUUCUAAGACAUCAUCGUCAAGUUCUCCAAGAAAAUGGAGCUCUGUCAAGACUGACUGCGAACAAGCCCAAACCUCAAAGCCAAAAGAGACCAAUCAAGCAGCAAUGAACCUGGCCAAGGUCCUCAUAGAAGGCACAAGAAAACUGAGAAAGACAAAAUCAUUUGGCGACGAGUUAGAGAGUAACGGCAAUGGAUUACAAGGAGACUAUGACAAUACUCAUAAAACGCAACAAAAUAGAAUACCGUCUACUUUAUUAAAGCCGAUAUCUCCGCAAUCCUUGACGGAUCGAUCUCAACCGGUGCUGACAUCAACAACAACAACAACAACUCCGAAUCAUAUUACCAAUGAUGGAGGUAGUAGUAGUAGUAGUCACAACAAUUAUCGCGAAAACAAGGAAAGAACGUCGUCCCCACCAAAAAAAAUUGAUGUGCAGCCCUUGAAAUCCAUAUAUAACGGUCAGUCGAACGCGAAUGGAAGAGUUCCGGUAAUGUCGAGCACGUUGAGGAGAACGAUGAGCGGAUCAAAAAUCGAAAGCACCGCGUCAAUACUCGAAGCCAAUGCGAAGACUGUCAUCCCGGUAGCUGACAGGAACGCGAAAAUCGAGAAAACAGACCCGAACGUUAAAAAAAUGGUUUACAACACGUACAGGGGACUAUUAGGAGCUUACAAUCCCAAGGCCAAUGGCAUUAUUGCAACAUUGCCCAGGAAUAUGGUCAGGGAAGAUCAAGGAGUCACAAAGCAGUUGGAAAGCAUAGCAUUGCAAGGAGGUUUAGACAAACUCAAUGGUCGAGUUAACCCAAAUCCUGACAAAGAUUAAG